AGGACAGGCUUAAGGAGCUGUAUUGGGAGGAGGACGGGGGCGAGCAGGCCAAGGCCUGGCCCAGGGAGGGAACAUGGAGCCAGCUGGGUCCCUGCGGCGUGGGGGCGAACAAAGCUGGUGGGGUAGUGCUCCCCAGUACCAGUAUGUGCCCUUCGAACACUGCACCAGCUACGGACUGCCCUCUGAGAGCGGGGCCCUUCAGCACAGGCUCCGGAGGGAUGCAGGCCCCCGUGCCAACACCCGCCCCACACAGAUUUAUGGUCAUUACAAACAGCAAUUCUCAGACAAGGAGCAGGACACAGGGAUGCCCAAGAAGACGGGCUCCAGUGAGAGCGUGGACAGCAAGGAUGAGGAUCACUAUUCUAAAUGUCAAGGCUGUGUCCACCGCCUGGGACAUGUGAUGAGAAGAAAAUUAGGAGAAGACUGGAUCUUUCUGGUGCUCCUGGGACUGCUUAUGGCUCUGGUUAGCUGGAGCAUGGACUAUGUCAGUGCCAAAACCCUUCAGGCCUACAAGUGGAGCUAUUACCAGAUGCAGCCCAACCUGCCUCUGCAGUACCUGGUCUGGGUCACCUUCCCACUAACUCUCAUCCUCUUCAGUGCCCUCUUCUGCCACCUCAUCUCUCCCCAGGCUGUUGGCUCUGGAAUCCCUGAAAUGAAGACAAUACUCCGUGGGGUGAUCCUGAAGGAAUAUCUCACCCUCAAGGCCUUUGUGGCCAAGGUUGUGGCCUUGACUGCGGGGCUGGGCAGUGGCAUUCCUGUGGGGAAGGAGGGCCCUUUUGUCCACAUCGCCAGCAUCUGUGCUGCUGUCCUCAGCAGGUUUAUGUCGAUGUUCUGUGGAGUCUAUGAGCAGCCAUACUAUUACACUGACAUGCUGACCGUGGGCUGCGCGGUAGGAGUCGGCUGUUGCUUUGGGACGCCACUUGGAGGAGUGCUGUUCAGCAUUGAGGUCACCUCUACCUACUUUGCCGUGCGGAACUACUGGCGAGGAUUCUUUGCGGCCACGUUCAGCGCCUUUGUUUUCCGCGUACUGGCCGUGUGGAACAAGGAUGCAGUCACCAUCACUGCUCUCUUCAGAACCAAUUUCCGAAUGGAUUUCCCCUUUGAUCUGCAGGAGCUCCCAGCCUUCGCCAUCAUCGGGAUUUGCUGUGGCUUCCUGGGAGCUGUAUUUGUGUACCUGCAUCGCCAAGUCAUGCUUGGUGUCCGAAAGAACAAGGCCCUCAGCCAGUUUCUGGCGAAGCACCGCCUGCUGUAUCCCGGAAUAGUCACCUUCAUCAUUGCCUCAUUCACCUUUCCACCAGGAAUGGGUCAAUUCAUGGCUGGAGAGCUGAUGCCUCGUGAAGCCAUCAGUACCCUGUUUGACAACAACACGUGGGUAAAGCAUGUGGGUGACCCUGAAAGCCUGGGCCGGUCGGCCGUGUGGAUCCACCCACAGGUCAAUGUGGUCAUCAUCAUCUUCCUCUUCUUUAUCAUGAAGUUCUGGAUGUCCAUCGUGGCCACCACUAUGCCCAUACCCUGUGGAGGCUUCAUGCCUGUGUUCGUACUAGGAGCUGCAUUCGGAAGGCUGGUAGGAGAGAUCAUGGCUAUGCUAUUCCCUGAUGGUAUCUUAUUUGAUGAUAUCAUCUACAAGAUCCUACCCGGGGGCUAUGCAGUAAUUGGGGCAGCCGCGCUGACCGGUGCAGUAUCCCACACAGUCUCCACAGCUGUGAUUUGCUUCGAAUUAACGGGUCAGAUUGCCCACAUCUUACCCAUGAUGGUGGCGGUCAUCUUGGCCAACAUGGUGGCUCAGAGCCUUCAGCCCUCCCUCUAUGACAGCAUCAUCCAGGUCAAGAAGCUACCCUACUUGCCUGACCUUGGUUGGAACCAGCUCAGUAAAUUCACCAUCUUUGUUGAGGACAUCAUGGUACGUGAUGUGAAGUUUGUUUCAGCCACUUGCACUUACGGGGAAUUGCAAACCCUGCUCCAGACCACCACAGUCAAGACUUUACCACUGGUUGAUUCAAAAGAUUCAAUGAUCCUGCUGGGCUCCGUGGAGCGGUCAGAGCUGCAGGCCCUCCUACAGCGUCACCUGUGCCCCGAGCGGAGGCUGCAGGCAGCCCAGGACAUGGCCAGGAAGCUGUCCGAGCUGCCCUUUGACGGGAAAGCUCUGCUGGCUGGCAAGGGACACCAAGGCAUCUCCCUUGAGGGCCGGAGGGAGUCCUUUGCAUUUGUGGAUGAGGAUGAAGAUGAGGACCUCUCUGGGAAGCCGGAGCUGCCUCCUCUCCCUCCUCCUCAUCCCUUUCCUACUGCCCCGUUGUCCUCCGAAGGGUCCAAUGGGCCCCUGCCCAGCCACAAACAGCAGCCAGAAGCACCGGAACCUGCAGGUCAAAGACCCUCUGUCUUUCGGUCCCUGCUGCGCUGCUUACUGGGCAGACCUCGCCCCACAAAGAAGAAAACAAUCCAGGAGUCAACGGAUUUAGUGGACAACAUGUCUCCUGAAGAGAUUGAAGCCUGGGAGCAGGAGCAGCUGAGCCAGCCCGUCUGUUUUGACUCCUGCUGCAUUGACCAGUCCCCCUUCCAGCUGGUGGAGCAGACGUCCCUGCACAAGACACACACACUGUUCUCACUCCUUGGCCUCCACCUUGCUUACGUGACCAGCAUGGGGAAGCUCAGGGGCGUGUUGGCAUUGGAAGAGCUGCAGAAGGCCAUUGAGGGGCACACCAAGUCUGGGGUGCAGCUCCGCCCUCCCCUUGCCAGCUUCCGGAACACAACUUCCAUUCGGAAGAACCCUGGGGGCCCGCCCCCUCCCACAGAGGCCUGGAGCCUGCCUGAGGGUGGAACAGGGGCUUCUGGGGCAGAGGAUGGGACUCCCGCCUCCCCAGAGACCCCCGUACCCUCCCCCUCCCCAGAGCCCCCUCUGUCCGUGGCUCCAGACAAGGCAGAGGGCGAGCUGGAGGAGCUGGAGCUGGCGGGGAGCCCGGGGCUGGAGGAGCUGGCCGACAUCCUGCAGGGCCCCAGCCUGCGAUCCACUGACGAGGAGGAUGAGGACGAGCUGAUCCUGUGACCAUCUCCAGGACCUCCUCUUAAAGACUGCCCAGAGCCCCAGGCCAGUGUGCGUGUGGAGGGGUAUGUCCUGAAGCUGGAGAGCACACCAAUGUCCCGACCCCUCCUGGGAAUUUUAAAAGGUGAUAGUUUUAGUCUUAGAGGAGGGUUAAAAUGUGGGCAGAGAGAGUAGCCUCAGUCAGCUCUUUAGGCC
Molecule: messenger RNA, 3232 nt
Organism: Lontra canadensis (Northern American river otter)
Lineage: Eukaryota; Metazoa; Chordata; Mammalia; Carnivora; Mustelidae
Gene: CLCN1
Product: chloride voltage-gated channel 1
Exons: 23
Coding region: 74-3040 (988 amino acids)
Biological process (GO): transmembrane transport; chloride transport
Cellular component (GO): membrane
Molecular function (GO): voltage-gated chloride channel activity
Source: RefSeq, a predicted model, not a curated record